Messenger RNA from Carassius gibelio (silver crucian carp), 1476 nucleotides. It is a transcript of the gene prdm5, whose product is annotated as PR domain containing 5. The record is from RefSeq and is a predicted model, not a curated record. Lineage: Eukaryota; Metazoa; Chordata; Actinopteri; Cypriniformes; Cyprinidae.
AUGGGGUGGAGGGGGGAUGCUGAUAAACUGUCAGUGGAGACAGUCGUCUUGGGAAGCGAGUGGCUGCUGACGCCAUGCCGUGGACUCUCGAUUGGAGUCCAGUGCCAAGAAGGAGUGGCCUUAGAGCCAGCUGGUUGCGGCGGUGGAACCGGAGGUUUGGCUUUGCGACAUGGUGCUGUCGAAGUGAACCAGGAUGCUGAUAAAGCGUCAAUAGAGACAGAGAUCUACCUCCUCGAGUUGCCAACCAGCCUCAACGGACUCAUCGACUUGGCGUUCCGCGUGGACAUUCGGAUUGACCACCUGGGGGCACAGGCCGGUCACACACGUAUUCUGGGUACCCCGGAGAGUGGCAACUCGAGCCAGGAGAACAUGGUCGGUCCCGUCGUUGAUCACAAACCCAUGAAGAUUACAGUCAGCACACUCAAUGGCCAGGAACUGCCUCACAUCACCCACUCUACAGGACCCAUAACUCUCCACACCUCUGGCAACCAUAUCAAAACCCUUCCCCUCCUCUUCAUGGACUCUCCUGUUGCACCCAUCAUGUUGGGUCACCCCUGGCUGGAGGAGGCUACGGUUCUGUCAAACGUGUCCGCGGAGUACCUGGACCUGAAUGAAGUGUUCAAGCAGCACAAAGAGAUGUGUAAAGGAGACGGUCGAUUCCUCUGUAAGGUUCAGAGCUGUGGGAAAAGAUUCAGGAGUAAAGAUGCCCUGAAGAAACACAAAGGCAACGUCCACACAGGGAGUGCUCGCAGGAAGUUAGUAUGCACCAUCUGUAAUAAGAAGUGCUCAUCCUCACUCAACCUGCAGGAGCACUGCAAGGUUCAUGAGAUAUUUGACUGUCCUGACAGAAAAACAUUAAUCUCCAUGAUUCAGUUGAAGCGACACAUGAUCACACACUCAGAAAAGCGUCCGUGCACCUGUGAGAUCUGCAGCCGGAGUUUCAAGCGUCUGGAUCAGGCCACUGCUCUCAAGAUAAUCCAGAGUAAAGAUAAACCGUGCAAGUGUAAGCUGUGCUGGAAGGAGUUCACCCAUCGCAACUUCUACAAGAACCUCGAAAAGACUCAUUGAGAGGAAAGGCCUUUCCAGUGUGAGGAGUGUAAGGCCCUCUUCUGCACCCCGUUCUCCUUACAGCGCCACCUCCUCAUUCAAACCACUGAGAGAACGUUUAAGUGUGACCAGUGUGAUGCAGCCUUCAAGCACAAGGACACACUCAGCGUGCACAUCCAGGUUAUACACGAUGGCCACAAGAAGUACAAGUGUGACCUGUGUGAGAAGGCCGUCGUCACGCCAUCUGUGCUCAAGAGCCACAAGACGACCCAUACAGGAGAGAAGGAGAUGAUCUGUCUGUACCGAGGCCAGAAGUUUGCCUUGAGUUGGCCAUUGAGAGUGCGUAUCCGCAGCCACAUGGGUCAGUACCUCCUCUUCCAAACCGUGGACAUGGUGACAGAGAGCAUGUUCAUUAAAGAGCCUUUAUAG